Cotesia glomerata is the source of this 396-nucleotide messenger RNA. RefSeq lists its product as uncharacterized. The transcript is spliced from 3 exons. Lineage: Eukaryota; Metazoa; Arthropoda; Insecta; Hymenoptera; Braconidae. The record is from RefSeq and is a predicted model, not a curated record. Bases 28 to 363 code for a protein of 111 amino acids.
UCUUGUCCUUCAGCGAGUGGUUCUAAGAUGCCAUGGAACUUAUCGGGGCCUCGAAAGGUUGAAUUGCAUCCAAUGAGUGAUGUCUACAUUGAAUCAUGCGAGUUAGAGUACCUCAAAACCAAAUACACUUAUGACUCGAAAGAAAUGUCGAGACAGAUUUUCAAGAAAGUUAUUGGGACAGACAAUCUACUAAAAAUGAGCCGCACGGGUGGAAACGGGUGGACACGGUUGCCAAAUGAUGUAUUAACUGCUGUUUACGGUUUUAUUUCAAAGAAUGCUCGGCCAAAACUGUCAGCAGCUGAAUUUGAACGGUGUGUCACCCUCAUGUUUACUUCCCUGAGACCUGGACAGCAAAAAAAGUAAAAUCAAAUAAGAAGAAAGUACUGAUUAAGCGGC